Messenger RNA from Aureococcus anophagefferens, 801 nucleotides. RefSeq lists its product as hypothetical. Lineage: Eukaryota; Pelagophyceae; Pelagomonadales; Pelagomonadaceae. The record is from RefSeq and is a predicted model, not a curated record. The coding region runs from base 1 to 801 and encodes 266 amino acids. The transcript has a single exon.
AUGCCCUGCGGCGACCCGGCGUCGUGUCUGCCCGUCUGCGAGCUGUCGCUGCCGACGCUCGAGCUCGCGCGCGCGUCGGCCUGGCAGGACCUCUGCGUGGUCUGCGGGUCGGGCGAGACGAAGGACUGCCUCGACUCGUCGCCGGGCGAGCCGCCGCUGCCCGCGGACGGCCUCGCUUUCGUCAAAAAGGCGCCGAAGCGCGGCGGCGAGCUCCUCUUCUGCGUCGACUGCGGCGAGGCGUGCCACGCCAUGUGCGCCUCGACGCCCAUCGACUCCAUGUCCGACGCGGCGCGCGCGACGUGGCGCUGCCCGAACUGCAAGGUCUGCGAGCUCUGCGGCGAGAGUAAAGUCGACGACGAGUCGCGCCUCCUCUACUGCGAUCUGUGCGACAAGGCCUACCACCUCGACUGCGUGACGCCGAAGCUCGACGUCGCGCCGCCGGGCCGCUGGAUCUGCGGGCUGUGCGUCACGUGCCGCCACUGCGGCAAGCACAAGCACGCCGCGGGCGGCUGGAGCUCGAGGUUGGACUGCUGCCUGGACUGCACGGUGAAGCCUUCCGCGGCGCCGCGCAAGGGCAACUGCGCCGCGGGCGCGGCCUGCUUCCACGCGUCGCGGGACGCCAUCUCCGCGCGCGUCAGUGUGGCGUUCCCGUCGACGCAGAUGAAGCGGUGCCCCUACUGCGCCGCGUACUUCCACGAGGCCUGCGCCUGUGUGGAACUCAAAUCUUCAACCCGACUUCAAUGUGCGCGUAAUCGAACGGUUCGGACCAGAAUCUUCGUCUGUGCUUCGAGAACUCGGUGA